Molecule: messenger RNA, 1607 nt
Organism: Uranotaenia lowii
Lineage: Eukaryota; Metazoa; Arthropoda; Insecta; Diptera; Culicidae
Product: bromodomain-containing protein 7-like
Exons: 4
Coding region: 1-1449 (482 amino acids)
Biological process (GO): regulation of transcription by RNA polymerase II
Cellular component (GO): nucleus
Source: RefSeq, a predicted model, not a curated record
AUGGGUCACGUUCCGUUACAGAUGUAUCUGCCAAUGUCAAUGCUGGUUGUCGCUGCUGCCGUUGACGAAGGAUUGAAUGCCCAGAUAAACGCACAGCUCGAGGAAGAGGAAAAACGGCGGCAGAUCCGUUUGGAGAAUAAUCCAACCACCAAGUUCGAGGCUUUCGUGGAUGAUUUGACUCCGGAGGAAGUGCUCGAACAGGUUCAGAAGGCUGCCUUGAGCUCUCGAUCGAAGUUGUUGAAGAAAAGAUCUGCCAAUAAGAUGGGCUUCUUGAGACAUUUGAAGGAUGGCACAACUACCAUGAACAUUUUACUGGCCAAUGAAAACAACAACCCAGAGAAGGUGGUUUCAUUGGAAGCUUUCACCGGCAAGUUGCAGUACGGAACAGCUCAACUUCAAGGAUUCCGAGAAGAUCGCAGAAAUUUUGCUAAGGUGAUCAAACCGCUGACAUACGGUGCAUUUAGCUCGUUUGCGCCAGUUUUUGAUUCUCGGUUCUCGAAUCUCUCUAAAGAAGAAACGGAAAUGGUUCUGAAUACGUACGGCGAUGAAACUGGCAGUAACUAUGCAGAAAGCAUUAUGCGGUACACGAAAGAUAGUCCUUAUGCUGGAGGUAUAGCGCACAGUUUGUUGGACAUAUUGACUAAUGGAGAGCAUCGGAAAACUUUUGGCACUUUGUAUGAAUCGGAAAUGCAGCGUCAAGAAAAGGAUGCCGUCAAACAAACUUUCCCAGAACCGGCUGAACAGGAAAAAGAAAAACAACAGCUAGCAAACGUGAAAGUUGACGUGAGUCAGCUUCGAUCUCUAAGCGAGUUGGGUAUUGAUGUAUCAUUCCUGGGCGACUUGGAACGUGAGCUCAAUGGAGCAAACAUUCCGGACGAUCUACAGCAAUCGUUGAACGAGAAUUCAGAUCUCAUCCAGAAGCUACACCAGAUACAAACGGAUCGCCUUUCGGCUCCAUUGCCGGCUCAUUUGUCCUAUGUGCAGCGUCCUGGAGAAGGAGAAAUCGAACUGGCACAACAAAUUACUAACAAUUUAACGCAAAUUGCUAAACAACUGCCUCCCAUGGCUAUCGCUGCUCCCCACGGGGUACGAAAGGCUUUGGGAAUGACCGGUGUUGGAUUAGAGAUGUAUCAAACGCCACCGGUGGGAAUUAUCAACCCGCAACCAGUCAAUCCAGGAUCGGUUCAACAAUCAAAGCCCAACAACCCUACAUCUAAUGACAUCAUAGACACCACCCCGAUGGAUAUGGAUCUGGAGCCGGAACCGGUGCCGUCGCAUCAUCAUCACCACCACCACCACCACCAUCCGAACCCGAAUCCCUCCCAGGUGGACAUCGAUAGUGAGCUGAGGGAACUGCUUAGUACGACAAGCUCUCAGGAUGGGUCCGGAAGUGGCGUUGCUGAUGGGGAUGCUGCAACGGCUAGUAUUGAACAGAUGCUGAUGGAUUAAUGGCAGCUGAAGGGUAUGGAUGACAAUUUAUCAUUUAUGUGAAAGUAUUUUAACACAAAGAAUGACGCAUUUUAUUCAUUUUCUAUGUAAAUGCCACGGGGCAUUUCGCAUGGAAGAAAACACGAGAUUGUGAAUAAAACGAGAGCAAUUUUUCACCC